UCUCCUUUCUGCUCUCCCUCUCUCGCUCACCCACACCACUCUCUGUCUCCACAUCUGUGCUGCUGCCACGCAUACUCCUUGCGAGAUUACCCCCGAAGAAUGUUUUUACGGAAUAUAAAUUAGACACAAACACACACACACACAGACCUAUAGACAUUACUGCAGCAUAAACGGAACACACACACACACAUCAAUUAAAGCUGCCAAGAAGGAUUUCACGUUUUUUUGCGGCUGACAUAAUGACUCGUCUUGGAUUAUACGUGGUCUUGCAUUCACGCCCAUGAUUGUGAUGAUGCUGAAGAUGAUGAUGAUGAUGAAGACUGUGAUGAUUAUCGUGAAGAUGGCGAGAUGAUGAUGACGACGAGGACGACGACGAAUCUCAUUUCUGAAAUAAUUGAUACUACGAUGAUGAUCGCGAUUUGAUGUAAAUCUCGCAUCCGGCUGUUACCAUCCAAUCGCUCUUCCGUGCGCAUUGAUUGCAACUUGUGGUGCCUGCAAACAACCUCCUCGUCGUGCGGUCCACCCGAGUCUUUAACGUCGCGAGGAGCGCUUCGUAGACGAGAAGAGGUGGUGACGAGGUUUUUGCUCAUCUCGGCUGGAAAGAAGAAAAGGAGGCAAAUAAAAAAAAAUAAAAACUGGCGAGAGGCGUCGUGGGCAAUGCGCUCGCCCGCUGUGGGCGUCUAACCGGGGCUCUUCCAGCAUACCGAUUUAGACAACGGGAGCUGCAUGUGAAGGAACACAGCACGGAAAGCCCUGCAAUGCGGGCACACCGGCCAGGGACCUGGGCCUUCGCGUGGCCGGCACAGCUGUUGGCCUUCUCGGCCCUUCUUCUGCUGGGACCCCGGCGCUGCACGGCCAUGCCCCACGUCCUGCGAAUAGGUGGCAUUUUCGAGACUCUGGACGGAGGUCCGGCGAGCGCGGAGGAGAUGGCGUUCAAAUUCGCGGUCAACUCCAUCAACCGCAACCGCACGCUGCUGCCCAACACGACGCUCACCUACGACAUCCAGCGCAUCAACAUCUACGACAGCUUCGAGGCCUCGCGCAAAGCCUGCGACCAGCUCUCGCUGGGCGUCGCUGCUAUCUUCGGGCCCUCCCACUCGGCGUCGGCGAGCUCCGUGCAGUCCAUCUGCAACGCGCUCGAGGUGCCGCACGUGCAGACGCAGUGGAAGCACCAGGGACCGUCGGCCAGCCGCGACGUCUUCUACGUGAACCUUUACCCGGACUUCGCCUCCAUCAGCCGCGCCAUCCUCGAUCUCGUCUCCUUCUACGGCUGGAAGGCCGUCACGGUCGUGUACGAGGAUGGCACCGGCCUCAUCCGCCUGCAGGAGCUGAUCAAGGCGCCGUCACGCUACAACGUGCGCCUCAAGAUCCGCCAGCUGCCGGGCGACGUUCGCGACUCCAAGCCGCUGCUUAAGGAGAUGAAACGCGGCCGCGAGUUCCACGCCAUCUUCGACUGCGGCCACGCCACCGCCGCCGACAUCCUCCAGCAGGCUAUGACCAUGGGGAUGAUCACAGAGUAUUACCACUACAUCUUCACUACUCUGGACCUAUUCGCCCUCAGCCUGGAUCGCUACCGCUACACGGGCGUCAACGUCACGGGGUUCCGACUCAUGAGCCUCGACAGACCCAGCGUGGAGGCCGUCCUCGACCGCUGGAGCAUGGAGCGCGUGGGCCCACCGCAGCCACCGACGUAUCAGCAGCAGCAGCAGCGGCAGCAGCAGCAGCAGCAGCAGCAGGGGCUGCAGGCCUCCGUCAUGACGACGGACGCGGCGCUGAUGUACGACGCUGUGCACGUGGUGUCGCUCGCGUCGCAGCGCUCAGGACAGAUGACCGUCAGCUCCCUGCAGUGCCACCGGCACAAGCCCUGGCGCUUCGGAUCGCGCUACAUGGCGCUCAUCAAGGAGGCACAGUGGGAGGGCCUCACGGGGCGUCUGACGUUCAACCGGAGCAAUGGACUGCGCACAGACUUCGACCUGGAUGUGAUCAGCCUGAAGGAGGACGGCCUCCAGAAGGUGGGCACGUGGGACCCGAGCUCAGGCCUCAACAUGACGGAGACGCCCGCCAAGAAAUUGGUGAACGUGACGGACGCGCUGAGUAACAGGAUGCUCAUCGUCACGACCAUCCUGGAGGAGCCCUACACGACGUUCCGCCGCUCCGACACGCCGCUGGAGGGGAACGAGCGCUUCGAGGGCUACUGCAUCGACCUCCUGCAGGAGUUGGCGGCAAUCCUGCGCUUCAACUACGAAAUCCGCCUCGUGCCCGAUGAGAAGUAUGGCUCGCCGGACAACGACGGACAGUGGAAUGGACUCGUGCGCGAGCUCAUGGACCACAAAGCCGACCUGGCCGUCGCUCCGCUCACCAUCAACUACAUGCGCGAGAAGGUGAUCGACUUCUCCAAGCCCUUCAUGACCCUGGGCAUCAGCAUCCUGUACCGCAAGCAGAACGGCACCAACCCGAGCAUCUUCUCCUUCCUGAUCCCCCUCUCGCCCGACAUCUGGAUGUACAUCCUGCUCGCCUACCUGGCCGUCAGCUGCGUCCUCUUCGUCAUCGCCAGAUUCAGCCCCUACGAGUGGAAGAAUCCUCACCCCUGCAACCCGGACUCGGACGUCCUGGAGAACAACUUCACGAUGCUCAACAGCCUCUGGUUCGGCGUGGGAGCGCUCAUGCAGCAAGGCUCGGAGCUGAUGCCGCGUGCCCUGUCGACGCGCAUCGUGGGCGGCAUCUGGUGGUUCUUCACCCUCAUCCUCAUCUCCUCGUACACGGCCAACCUCGCCGCCUUCCUCACCGUCGAGCGCAUGGAGUCGCCCAUCGGCUCCGCGGACGACCUCGCCAAGCAGACCAAGAUCGAGUACGGGGCCGUGCGCGACGGCUCCACCAUGACCUUCUUCAAGAAGUCGCGCAUCUCGACGUACGAGAAGAUGUGGGCGUUCAUGAGCAGCCGCCACCAGACGGCGCUCGUCAAGAACAACGAAGAGGGAAUCCACCGAGCCCUCACCACGGACUUCGCCAUGCUCAUGGAGUCGACGACCAUCGAGCACGUGACGCAGCGCUACUGCAACCUCACGCAGAUCGGGGGCCUCAUCGACAGCAAGGGCUACGGCGUGGGCAUGCCCCUCGGUUCGCCCUACCGCGACAUGAUCACCAUCGCCAUCCUGCAGCUGCAGGAGGGGGGCAAGCUGCACACGCUCAAGGAGCGGUGGUGGCGCAGCAGCUCGUGCCCCCAGGAGGAGACGAAGGAGGCGAGCGCCCUGGGGGUGCAGAACAUCGGCGGCAUCUUCAUCGUCCUCGCCGCCGGCCUAGGCGUCGCCAUCGUCGCCGCCCUGGCCGAGUUCCUCUACGGGUCGCAGCGCGCCGCCACUCGCGACAAGCGCUCGGUGCUAAGCGCGAUGAGCGAGUCGCUGCGCGUGUCGCUGCGCUGCCGUCACAAAGUGCGGAGGUCACCUCCGGCCACCGCCGGCACCGCCGCCGGUGCCGGCGGUGCCGGCGCCGCCACCACCACCACCGGCGGCGGCGGCGGCGUAACGACCGCCACGGUGGUGGUGGGUCUCAUGCGCUCCGAGGAGCCGCUGGGCAUGCACGCCUACAACAACCGGCGGUUGCCCGCGUCCGCCAAGGAGACGCUGGCGUGACCACAGCCACAGCCACCACCAGCAGCACCAGCAGCAGCAGCAGCACCACCCCAACGUGCGCUUCGAAGACGAACUCGAGGAAGGAAGAGAGAGAGAGAAAUUCCCAAGCAGCGCAGCCGCGGGUUCGCUUCUCCCCCGUCUAUCGAAGGCCCUCCGCUUCGGCUCGGACGCUUGGUUCGCAUCCGUCGGCGGGCAGGACGGAGUUGAGCGAACGCCCGCACCCCCGCCGGCGAAUCUUUUGAGGGAUUUCAACGGGUGGCGAGACUCUAUAAAUAUAUAUAUAAAUACGAACUACGCCGGAGAAGGUUUUUUGUUUGUUUGUUGUUGUUGUUGUUGCUUUGGGUUUGGUUAAUUUCGGUGAAUGAAAGUCGGCGCCAACGGGCGCGCGCGCUGAUUGCCGACGGCAUCCACCGGUUCCCCCGUUCCCCCCGUCGGAGGCGGACGCCUCGCGCAGUUUGCUGGGGACGCCGCGGGGUUCGAGUGCACCGCCGAAUCCGGGCAGCGCGCACAGCGGUUCGGCGGGUUAAAAAAAGAACGUUGUCUUUUUGUUAUUUCAAGAGAGAGGCGUAAGUAGCGGCAGUGCCCCGUGGUUCUUUUGACGUCGCCCGCGCGGAACUCCGCCGCUCUCCACGGCAGCCGGCGACAGAAACCGUGCCACACACACACAGACACACAGACACACACACAGACACACACAGACACACAGAUAGACACACAGACACACACACACAGACACACACAGACACACA
Molecule: messenger RNA, 4378 nt
Organism: Petromyzon marinus (sea lamprey)
Lineage: Eukaryota; Metazoa; Chordata; Hyperoartia; Petromyzontiformes; Petromyzontidae
Source: RefSeq, a predicted model, not a curated record